This is a messenger RNA of Coccidioides immitis RS, 541 nucleotides long. RefSeq lists its product as uncharacterized. The record is from RefSeq and is a predicted model, not a curated record. The coding region runs from base 59 to 334 and encodes 91 amino acids. Gene Ontology annotation, biological process: mitochondrial electron transport, ubiquinol to cytochrome c. Lineage: Eukaryota; Fungi; Ascomycota; Eurotiomycetes; Onygenales; Onygenaceae. The transcript is spliced from 5 exons.
UGCGUUUCGUCGAAGCAGAACGGGAUCGAGCGUCGUGUUAGAAUACCCAUAAGAAAUAAUGGCAUCUCCGAGAGCGACCAGGAAUCCAGCCUUCGGCACCUAUCGAUCGCCGUAUGCGCCGAGAUACUCUACCCCCCUUCACUUCAAGGGUUUCACCCUAGCCCACGCCACAAAGUUCGGCUCAAUUGCCUCCGGAUUCGGUGUUGCAGCGGGUAUCUUCGCCGUGUUCUUCCUCGGUGACGUCCCUCGUGUCCGGCAGGAUAUCUUGAUGAACAUUCCCGUCAUCGGAAGCUACUGGGAGAGACAUAUUGCUCCAGAGGAUAACCCCUUCUAAACUCGCCACACGUUUUGUAAUUUCGGCUACAGGCGAAAUUUGCCAACUGACCCUGCGCUUUGGACGGGGGGGCGGUGGAUUGGGCAGAAAUAAUGCUGCGCAUGAGCGGGGUCUCUGUACGCUUUGUAGAGGAGCUAGAUGGCGAAGAUUACACCCCCUUUUUUUGUAUAGAAUAGAGAAUUUAUGACAUUCCCUGUGUAGUCCUUG